UUGCUAUAUUUAGAAAUUGCGUAAUGUUUCUAUUUUUAGAAAUUGCGUGUUUCUAUUUAUAGAAUUGCGUGUUUCUAUUCAUAUAUAUAUACAAAAUAGAUAAACAAAACUUAUGUGACAGACCAACUUAAUUUAUAAAAAGGAAACGUUAAGAUAUGUUCAAACCUUUCUAUGUUUGCGUUUAGAAAAAGUAAAAAGUCGAGCAUUGCCCCCGCCCGGCGGUGGCUCUUGUUUAAUCUACUGUCGCCAUCUGUAAUGUAUAAAGAAUAAACAGUAUUAUACCUUCGUUAAUUGUGAAGACCUAUUUUUUAUAAUACGUGUUAGCAAAUCCCACCAAGCGCAUUUUGGAAAGAAAGACCUGAGUUCGUAUAACCACAGAGUUGGGUAUACAUUGUAAAAAUACUUCACACUCUUCAUUAUUUAAAUGUCCAUAUAUGAACAUAAUUAUGUGGUAAUCUUGAGGUAACAAAAAUAUAUUUGCAUUGAUACAUGCUGGUACAUAUUUCUUUGUUUAUGUUAAUAUAGCUUUAAAAUAAAAGAUAAACUCAAGUUAUAAUUAGAAUAUAUGAUACGUAUGUUCAAGUAUUAAUUAGCAUAUAAAUUUUGAAUCAUAUCAGUAAUGGCUUAAUCAACUUACUUAAGGGGAUGAUACUCCAGUGACCUUAGCAGCAGCAUCAAUUUGUUGUUGCUGAGGUGGUGGUGUUUGUUCCGGUUGCUGUUGCUGCUGUCGAAGUGGUUGUUGCUGUAGUGGUUGUCGCGAUGUUGUUAGUGAUGAUGAUGUCUAAAACAUGCAAUCUCAAUUUAUAACAUAACAUUAUACAUAUAAAAAAUAUACUAUAACAUUGUACAUGCAUCUUACUAAAAAUGUUAGCACUUAUACUUAGAUACAUACAUCUUAAGCAUAUACCUUUCAAUGAGUAAAUGAUAUUUUGUCUAUGAUCAAUAAUUUCUAACAUCAUAAAUAUAAAGUAUAAAACAAACCUGUGUGAAUGUCUUAUUUGAAAUGUUGCAUUUUUUAUAUUUUAAAAAAUGAAAAUGUCUUACUGGGGUGGCUAAGAAGUACUCGUCAUUCCCAUCAAACUUGUCUUGAGGAUAAAGUGUAAUCUGGAGGUAACAAAAAUAUAUUCGCAUUGAUACAUGCUGGUACAGAUUUCUUCUUUUUUUAUGUUAAUAUAUCUUUAAAAUGAAAGAUAAACUCAAGUUAUAAUUAGCAUAUAUGAUACGAAUGUUAAAGUAUUAAUAAUCAUAUAAAUUUUUAAUCAUGUCAGUAAUGACUUAAUCAACUUAUUUAAGGGGGUGAUACUACAGUGACCUCAGCAGCAGCAACAAUUUGUUGUUGCUGAGGUGGUGGUGUUUGUUCCGGUAGUGGUUGUCGCGAUGUUGUUAGUGAUGAUGAUGUCUAAAACAUGCAAUCUCAAUUUAUAACAUCAAACAUAUAAAAAAUAUACUAUAACAUUAUACAUGCAUCUUACUAAAAAUGUUAGCACUUAUACUUAGAUACAUACAUCUUAAGUAUAUACCUUUAAAUGAGUAAAUGCUAUUUUGUCUAUGACCAAUUAUUUCUAACAACAAGCGAGGUGAUAUCUAAAUGCUAUAAAAUAAUAAAAUAAAAUAAAAAAAAUGACAAACCUGCGUGUUGGUUAAUUUAUCAUGAUAAUAAUCCACUCUACCUAGCAACUUUUUCAGUUCAUCAAUUUCCUCCUUGCUGAAGGAAAUAGAUUUGGUUUUUGUAAAGUCAAAUUUACCGCUAGGGUUGUUAAAACAACCCUUGACGUCGGAUAUGUGGAUACAUGUAUUCCCAUGAAAAGGGGUCAUACAUAUUUCUUUAUUCUUUCCAAAUUUUGAAGAAGCUUUCACUAGAACGCUAUUGUAAUUUCGUUUUUCAGUGAAACUAAACAUACAUGACAUGUGGCAUUAUAAGGUAAACCCACUAGUGGGUAUAUGUCAGUCUGUUUGUUGGAUUUCUUUCCCUUGACGGAUAGCGUCUUUCUCUUCCUUCUCUUGCUUGCAAUGGAAUUUGUUCAUCGUGAUUAUAAAAUCCAUACUGUAUCCAAUUAAAAAAAUAUGAUAAAUGUCUGUCAUAAAAAUGUAUAAACUAAUCACUGUUGUAAACAUGAUAAGUUACAUAUAUCUCACGCGUGUUAAUUAAUACUGUCCUGUUUAUUGAGAGUUUAAAUAUCAAUAUAAUUAUAUCGUUAUUCGUGUAAAUUAAAAUAUAAUUCUUGUUUUAAAAAUAUAUUAUUCUUGAUUAAUACAUCGUUUCUGUUUCGUUUGAAAAAAGACAGUUAAAUAAAAAUAUUUAUAUUUGCGCUCCCUGGCUAUGCCACAUGAAACACAAGAGCAAGUGGAUUGAAAAUGUCUGGCAUUUAACCAAUGCCAGACCUUUUAUAAACACUAGGGGCGCGUUUGUUUUGCAUAAACCGGUUUCAGUAGUAGGUUUAGGUUUUAUGACAAAUUAUUUUGAAACCAAAACUAGUUUAGAUGGUUUGCAGUUGCUACUACAAAUGCAUGGUUUUACAAAUGGUUUGCAAUCAUGGCAGAACUUGUGGCAGCAUUGCAGGGAAUUUUUGAGGAUGAAGAUAAAUCAGACGCUAGUCAUGUUUAUUUAUCUUCCAGAAAUCACGCGAUAUAUGCUCAGAUCAGUGGUGUGCUUGCAUUUAGUACACUUCGUCAUGAAAAAAGUAGAAUUCGUGGUUAUGUGGAGACUGUCUACCGUCAAUACACCAUUGAUGAUUUCAAAGACCGUUUUCGAAUGAACAGAGACACAUUUGAAAAACUCUUACAUAUGAUGUCACCUUUUUUGAAGAACUCAAGGGGUGUACACCAGAUUACGGCUGAGAAAAAACUACUGUUGUUCAUCAAAUAUCUUUCUACGCAAACUACGUUUCAGCAACUAGCAGACAUCUUUGGUGUGUGUGAAACAAGUGUCCAUUCUGUUAUCCACGAUGUGUCUGAGAUGAUUUGCGUCAAACUUUUGCCCGAGUUGAUAAAAUGGCCAACAGGUAAAAAAGCCAAGGAGACAAUAGAUGGCUUUCAGCAACUAGCUGGCUUUCCUGGGAUAAUGGGCACUAUUGAUGGUAGUCACAUUCCCAUCCGUACACCGUCAGAAUUUCCAGAAAACUACAUCAAUCGUAAACAGUACCCUUCUAUUGUUUUACAAGCCGUGUGCGAUAGUAAGCUACUAUUCAUCGAUGUCUUUUGUGGUUGGCCAGGAUCAGUCCAUGACUCAAGAAUCCUUAAAAAUUCCCCACUUAUGGAUAAAAUUGAGGCUGAUGUUUCGCAAGUUUUCCCAGGUAACACGCAUCUCCUCGGAGAUUCAGCAUAUGCCCUAGCAUCUUGGAUGAUGGUUCCUUACAAAGACUGUGGCAAUUUAAACAAAGAUCAAAAGACAUACAACUACAUUCACAGUUCCACAAGGAUGUGUAUUGAACGUGCUUUUGGUGCGUUGAAGGGGCGGUUUCGAAGGUUAAAGUUUAUUGACUUGAAGGACAUUUCUUGUAUUGUACAUAUUGUACUUAGCUGUUGCACCCUCCAUCAGCUUUGUGUCCAGUGCAGAGAAGACCUGCUGGAUUACAUCACUGAAGGAAUGGCUGAAGCUGACGAGGCUAACUAUUUUGAGAACUUCAUGCCACUUUGUAGCAGUGCAGAGAUGAAAAGAAAAACGAUUGUUUGCACUCUCAAAUGACAGCUGUGACUUGUAGUACAAACCAAAGCGAUCAACAGCAGUAUACAGAUUUUGAGCUUUAUUCAGCAGCUACACUUGUUUCAGGCUAUCUGACUAUGUAUGUGUUUCAGGAUAUGUGACUAUGUAUGUGUUUCAGGCUAUGUGACUAUGUGUAUCAUUCAAUAUUGUUCACUUCUUACAGCAAACAAUAGUGUGUUACCAAUAAAAUUGUUUUAUUUCUAUAUUGUCUCGUGAAGUUUAAUCCAGAGUCGGAGACCAAUACAGUUUCCUAGGUACCUAACCGAACUGUUUUCCUUACCAUUCACAUGUGAUUACUGACUUACCAGUACGGAUAAUAACAGAUACAUAAAUGUAGGAUGAAACUUCAUAAUACAAAAGAUCUU
Messenger RNA from Ruditapes philippinarum (Manila clam), 4068 nucleotides. Its product is annotated as putative nuclease HARBI1. The transcript has a single exon. Lineage: Eukaryota; Metazoa; Mollusca; Bivalvia; Venerida; Veneridae. Bases 2534 to 3685 code for a protein of 383 amino acids. The record is from RefSeq and is a predicted model, not a curated record.